Molecule: messenger RNA, 339 nt
Organism: Symbiodinium pilosum
Lineage: Eukaryota; Dinophyceae; Suessiales; Symbiodiniaceae
Source: the annotation of a GenBank genome assembly
AUGGCAGCUCGCAAUCCUGGACCAUUCUUGCAGCAGACUCCCGUGGGCUUCCCGUCGUACACACAUCACAUCAGAAGGGAUUGGCUGGCCAGAAAAGCUUUCGAAAAGAGCGAAGUCAACACUCGCGUGUACAAGGCCAUCUACGAGAACAUGGGGGUCAGGGGUAGCAUUCCGGUGAACAAAUAUGUUGGGCGGAAUCGGAUCCGUCUUCGGGGCAUCACGGAAGGAUAUGCGCGCGGCAACAAGAGGUGGACUCACUUGAACAAACACGGCUUUGCUCUGGCAUACCGCGAAGGUUGGUUCCUAAAGUACGGCUUCGACCCUGAACGAUACCACUGA